Molecule: messenger RNA, 1337 nt
Organism: Phragmites australis (common reed)
Lineage: Eukaryota; Viridiplantae; Streptophyta; Magnoliopsida; Poales; Poaceae
Product: protein TIC 22, chloroplastic-like
Exons: 9
Coding region: 212-1006 (264 amino acids)
Biological process (GO): protein transport
Cellular component (GO): chloroplast
Source: RefSeq, a predicted model, not a curated record
GGGCCGCGGCCGCACCAGAGUCCAGAAGGCUCGGCUCGACCGAAUCCGCCCCGCGCCCGGCGCUCCUCGGCGACGCCGACCAACACGACACGGUGUCGUCGCACCUCGCAGUCUCGCACGCCACCACCGAAGGCCGUCACGCCGACGCAACUAAACCCGGGUGCCGCCACCGGACUCCGCGCGCUCCUCCCUCCCGCUCCCCGCCGCCCCCAUGUCCAACCCUACCCCUUCCCCCUCCCCCUCCGCCGCGCCUCCGCUUCCCAACCCGCUCGCCGCCGCCUCCUCCUUCCUUCACCACCACCUCUCCCGCCUAGCCUCCCGCCUCGCCGCCCCGCGCCCGGCGCUCGCCACGGCGGCGACCCGCGCGCCGGGGCCCCAGGGCGCAUCGCUCUCCCCUGACGAGGUCGCGCGCGCGCUCACCGGCACGCCCGUCUUCACCGUCUGCAACUCCAGCAACGAGUUCGUGCUCGUCUCCGACCCCGCCACCGGUCUCCGCUCCCUCGGCCUCCUUUGCUUCCGCUCCGAGGACGCCGACGCGCUUCUCUCCCAUGUGAGGACGCAGCAGCUGGUGCUAGGGAAGGGGGCGAAAGUGGUGCCAAUUACGCUUGAUCAGGUUUAUAUGUUGAAGGCCGAAGGUAUUGCAUUUCGGUUCUUACCUGACCCUCUUCAAAUAAAGAAUGCACUGGAGUUGAAAUCGGGCUUAACUGCUUUUGAUGGUGUCCCUGUUUUUCAGUCAGAUCUGCUGGUUGUGAAGAAGCAGAAGAAGCGCUACUGUCCAAUAUAUUUUCAAAAGGAAGACAUAGAAAGAGAACUUACAAGGGCGUCUAAAGCUUCAAGAGGGUCGGCUUUGUCUAAGAAAAUUAUGGUUGGGAGUUUGGAGGAUGUCCUGAAGAAAAUGGAGAUAAAUGAGAGAAAUUCUGGUUGGGACGAUUUUAUCUUUAUACCCCCUGGGAAGAGCCUCAACCAACAUAUCAAUGAGGACUCUACUUAUGCCGUCGUGAUGUAAACUAAACGGAAGCGCUGUCUGUUGAGUUUGUUCCUCGUUCUACAUUGAGUGGAACUUCUGUUUUCGUGGUUGCUAUGAAGAUAAAAGAGCAGUGUUGACGAUUACGGAGCUACGGAGGGGUAAACGAGGAUAAUUGCUAUUGGACUUGCGUAUGAAAUGACAUGGAUUUCAUUACUCGCAGACGGUGUUACUCUACAUUGUUUACACGCCUUUAGACCCUAGAAAGUACAGGAAGUCAACGCAGAAUUUCUCGGGCCAUUACUGAUGUGGUGUUCAAAUCCACAAGCGAAGUAGUUCCCUUCCUGGAAUUUUCUAAGCUACAUUAUUGCAA